This is a messenger RNA of Portunus trituberculatus (swimming crab), 4127 nucleotides long. RefSeq names its product sine oculis-binding protein homolog (gene Sobp). Gene Ontology annotation, biological process: animal organ development. The record is from RefSeq and is a predicted model, not a curated record. NCBI's taxonomy places the organism in Eukaryota, Metazoa, Arthropoda, Malacostraca, Decapoda, Portunidae. Gene Ontology annotation, cellular component: nucleus.
GAGGGGACACCCAGUAGUGAUCAAACCAGCGCGGGAGGAGCACGCGCGCCCCUGUCUGCUCUGUGCUGGCGCUGUGGCGGGAGCGGUGCCGGAGGUGGAGGUGCUGUCCUGGCAGACCGCGCAACUCUUAGCCUUUGAAAAUCAUUGACGAAAACGUUUCCUGCCGUCUUUCCACCAGUCUCUGAGUCGCUGCAGCAGGUGGUGGCCUAAGGAGAGAUUACCCUGCUGCUCUCCGCACUUUGAAGCCGUCGCCGCGGGAAAAGUUGCCGCGUGCAAACCUCGCACAGUUUGUAAACACGCGAUGAGUUAUUAUCCCUCUUACCUGAAGGCAAGCAGAGGAAGGCAGGGCAAGGUAGGGGCGGUGUGAGCUUUGUCCCUGUCACCGUCCCCUGUGCCUCCCAGAGAUAUAUCUUCUGUAUGUAAGAUUUCAAAAGAGAACCCAUAAAAAUACUUUAAUUCGGAAUCCUUGUUGGUAAAAUUUUUUCACAAAGCAUCGACCAAACCUCACACUUGCAGCGCGACACGUGGCGGACCAGCCAGCUUCACUGACGCGCACCGCAGAACUACACUGGUAAAAAACGAAAAUAGUAAGAGAAAACGGCAAAUUAAAGUGAUACACUAGAAAAACAGGAAAACAUGGAUGACGGUGCCUGGGCGACGUGAGCGGCAGAGUGAGGACACAACCAGUGGUGGUUGAGGAGCGGCGUGACCAUGGGUUACUGCAGGAGUGACGCCACUGGGUGAAGAGACCUUGCUGCUGGACACUCUAUCCAUCCCAUACCACCACCACCACCGCCACCACCACCACCACCACCACCACUACCGCCAUCCCUCACCCCCCGCCGGGCCGCGCCUCGCCCAGCUAACAUGAGCCGAGAGGGUGACCGGCCCAAGAAGAUCCAGACGCAACGACAAGGCAAACGAGACCAACCUGACGAUCAGACAAUUAAGGAAUUCGCCGAGACCGCCAUGAACGAGCUGCUGGGUCUGUACGGCUAUGGCAAGGUGGACAGCCGCGACACCCUAGGCCUGUCGCUGCACCGCUUCACCGCCACACACAGCCCUCCACGCCCCUCCAGCCCCGCCAGACCCCCGACCACACGUAGCCCAGCGCAUCAAGACAAGCCCAGCCCGCCCCCCGAUGCCCACAGCCCUCCCCCGCAUCAUGGCUCAGAGGCGGAGCAUGAGGAUGACUCUUUUGAUUCUGAAGACAUGGCGGUGCAGCGUCAGGCGGAGCAGAGUGUCAGGAGUGUUAGUCCCCUGAAGACUGACCAGGGCUCCGGCUCCUCCUCCCGCGGCAGCACUCCGAAGUCUGACAGCGGUGGCGGCAAUGCAAGUGGGACGACUGGGCUGGUGCUGUGCUCGUGGUGUGGGCGUGUGUGCGGCAGCGGCAGUAAUGGGCAGCGAGGGGGCAGCGCCUUCCAGCUCUCCACCACCAGCGGGGAGCUUCACUUCUGCUCCGAGGUCUGCUUCACCCAGUGCCGCCGCGCCUCCUUCAAGAAGAGCAAAGUGUGUGACUGGUGCCGUCACGUGAGGCCCACCGUCACCUAUGUGGACUUCACCGACGGAGACCAUCAGUUGCAGUUCUGUAGCGACAAGUGCCUCAACCAGUACAAGAUGCAGAUAUUUUGCCGCGAGACGGAGGCCCACCUGCAGAUGCACCCUCACCUCAACGACCUGAAGCCAGCCACCUCCAGCGGCCUCAUCACCCCAGACCUGUGGCUGCGGGACUGCUCUCAGAAGGGCAACGAAUCGGACACCCAGCUGGAGAAUGAGGUGCAGGUGGGCUCCCCGGACUCGCCGCCCCGCCCGCCUUCAGCUGCCCUUGCCUCACCGGACCCCUCGGAGCCCGUCAAUCUCACCACCACUCAGUCAUCCCGUAACGACCCACGGGGCUCCUCUCCCCCCGCAAGGGCUUCCCCGCUGCCUUUAAGACAAGGCACCGCACGCCCAACAGAGACGCGCAGUCCUGCUCCGCCGCCCGCCCCUCGUUAUGGUCGUCCAAGACUUCGAGACCGGCGUGAGGGCGGCAGGGACACAGGGCGCCCGCGGAACAUGCGCUCCUCCAUGCAGGUGACGCGCACAGCCCAGCCAGAGACAGAGCGGCAGGAGGAGCCAGUCAGAAUGCCCACUAUUCGAGUGAGGCAGCUGGAGGCGCAGCAGCAGGAGCCGGGGCCAGCAGGGGAGCGAGAAUCAGCUCCAGCAGUGGAGGUGGGUGGUGAGGGCAGCGGAGACGGCUCCCCUCACCCCCCCGCCCAACCACCUGGACUGCCUUUAGGUGGCUUGGGAGGCGGACUAGGUGGAUUAUUACCUAUUGUUGGCGGAGCGCCGCUGUUGCUGCCACACAUGCUGCCGCCGGACCUUCCACGCACGCCUCUGCUGCCCCAUUUGUUGCUGCAGCGUCCUGAACUUCUGCGUCCACCUCCAAUUCGCCAUCCAUUACUGUCGGCGCCGCAGGCACCUGCCCCGCACCCUGCACCUCCCACAGCCGUCCCACCACCUCCUCCAGGACCACCAAAGACCCUCGGGGGAUCCCUACUACCUCCCGUGACGGUGCUAUUACCGUGUCCUCUACCUAUCCAUCCCAUUCCUAUACCAAUACCAAUACCUAUCCCAGUGUCGCCUAGGAGUGAAGCUCCAGAAACUCGUUCCCAGGUGCAGAAGGAGUCCUCGGGGCGGCCACGCUCGGUGCCUAGGAAGGAUGCAGCUCGGCCCGGCUCUGUCAUAAACGGUCCCAUGGGUGCAUCCACCAGCUCUGCGGCCCCAGGCUGUCCAGGCCCCGUCCCACCUUUACCACCGCCGCCCAAGUCUUCCUCCUCGCCCUCCAGUGAAGGAGGGGAAAGGGGACCGCGGCCUGACCGUGAGCGCCGCAGCAUCCUGCGCUACACUUCUGACGUGUACGAGAUUAAUGGGGUUUUCCUGCCUCGUGACUCUGCCUGGGACUCCCCAGAGCCGCUGCACUUGCGUCGCGCCCUGGUAGGGGAGACAGCCCAGGAGACCAGUGCUACUAGCGCCAGCUACGCCCUGCAGCAAGAGGUAGAAUCCAAGAACCCUUCAGAAAGCCCCUCCCCGGAGCCCAGUGAAGACAACAAAGAGGCGCUAGCUGGCCUCACGCGGCGCAGAGAAGAGAACAGCACUGUCAGGAAGUUGCUCGGAGAUGACGACGAAGAUGUCGAGGAGCACAAAGAGGAAAUCAAACCUGCGGACUCCACGGAAGCGGAAAGCGCCAGCCCACCCGCCCCCGCCGUGCCGCCAGCUAGGAAGAGGCCCCCGUCCGGCGAGCACGUACAACCCCUACCCAAGAAGAAGCACUUGCUAGUGUGACCCCAGCCGUCCCUCCGGCACCGAGGGGGACGCACCCGCAGAGCUCGGGCAGUUGACAACCAUGGCGGACGCGGCGCCGGGCGGGGGCCUUAACUGUGGCUCUGCUGUCCCUUGCAUCGUCACGCCCAGCAACUCCAGAACUAAGCAGUUACCCGUGGCCACGAGCUCCCCUGACGGUGAUGCAGAACACAAGCUGGAGCAGGUCCCUCUAGAAUGAAGCCAAAGAAACGUGUCCCCAGCGAGCAGCCUCGUACCGGCGGCGGACCGCGGCAGCUCAGGUGGUGAGCCCCUGGCUGGCCGCUGCCGCCGGGCUGCUCGCUGCAGUGUGCUGCUGCUGCUGCUGCUGCUGCUGCCGCCGCUGUUGCUGCUGCUGCUGCUGCUGCUGCCGCCGCUGCUGCUGCUCCUGCCGCCGCCCCUGUUGCUGCUGCAGUGUUCUCUGCAUUGUACAAUAAGCUUUCCUGUACUAUAGUGUGACGUCAUAGAUGUUGAUGUAUAUACAGUGAUAUAUUCUUACGCCGCGUGUUAUAUGUUUUAUGUUGAUAUUACAUAUGAAUAUAUAUAUACAUACAGACACUUGGACAUACAAACAGACAGACAAACAUAUACUUUAUGAUUAUACCAUCUUGCCCUAUCUUUUCAUAUGCCCUUUUUGUAUUAAUCUCUCUCUCUCUCUCUCUCUCUCUCUCUCUCUCUCUCUCUAUACCAUCUUGCCCUAUCUUUUCAUAUGCCCUUUUUGUAUUAAUCUCUCUCUCUCUCUCUCUCUCUCUCUCUCUCUCUCUCUCUCUCUCUCUCUCUCUCUCUCU